AUGCUUCUAGGAGAGGCACCCAUUGAGGGCAAUCUGCGCCUGCUGCGCAGUCCUCAGAGGCCCGGGGACGGGCAUCAGCACGGUGUUAUGGGGUUGCUGCUGCACUGUGACUCCGCCCCCAAGAGGCCUAGUCCCGCCUCCUGUCUGUCUCCCAGCUAUGACCACGCCCCCAUGCACCGAGAGCCCCGCCCCCAACCCCACUCCCGCUUGUCCUGCUUCCACCCUGAGCCACCGCCCCUCACCGCCGCCGAAGCCCCGACCACGCCCAUCAACCGCAGCCACACCCCCGAGAGACAUGCCCUGCCUCCGCCCUCAGGAUCCCUCGCCUGGGGCGGCAGCAGCCGCAUCAUAAACGGCGAGGACUGCCGCCCGCACUCGCAGCCCUGGCAGGCGGCCCUGUUCUUGGAAAAUGAAUUCUUCUGCGGGGGCGUCCUGGUGCAUCCGCAGUGGGUGCUGUCAGCCGCACAUUGUUUCCAGAAGUCCUAUACCAUCGGGCUGGGCCUGCACAGUCUUGAGGCCGACCAAGAACCAGGCAGUCAGAUGAUAGAAGCCCACGUCUCCAUCCAGCACCCAGAGUACAACAAACCAUCUUUCGCCAACGACCUCAUGCUCAUCAAGUUAGAAGAGUCGGUGUCCCCGUCUGAUACCAUCCAGGACAUCAGCAUCGCCUCCCAGUGCCCGGCCGCCGGGGAUUCCUGCCUGGUCUCCGGCUGGGGUCGGCUGGUGAAUGGCAGACUGCCCAAAGUGCUCCAAUGCGUGAAUAUCUCAGUGGUGUCGGAGAAGAUCUGCAGUGAACUCUAUGCCCACGUGUACCACCCCAGCAUGUUCUGCGCUGGUGGAGGCCAGGACCAGAAGGACUCCUGCCAUGGUGACUCCGGGGGCCCCCUGGUCUGCAACGGGUCCCUGCAGGGCCUUGUAUCCUUUGGACAAGCCCAGUGUGGCCAACCUGACGUGCCAAGCGUCUACACCAACCUCUGCAAGUUCGCGGACUGGAUACAGAAAACCAUCCAGGCCAGUUAACUCCUGCGACUGGGACUCAUGAAAAUGAACCCCAAAAUAUAAGCUGCUGAAGGAAUUCAGGAAUCUGGGUUCCCAGUGCCUUCCACCCUCAGAUCCAGGAGUCUAGACCCCCACCCCCACCCUGCCUCCCUCAACCCCAGGAGUCCUGUCCCACCGAGAAUCUUUUCCUGCACACGGUGCCCCCUAGCGGCACGAUGUUGACACCGCCUUACCAUUGGUAGAGAAAGUUGAUUUUUCACCGUUUUUUUCCCUUCCCCUAAGCCCUGAAAUAAAGUCUA
This is a messenger RNA of Dama dama (fallow deer), 1298 nucleotides long. It is a transcript of the gene KLK4, whose product is annotated as kallikrein related peptidase 4. The record is from RefSeq and is a predicted model, not a curated record. Gene Ontology annotation, biological process: amelogenesis; proteolysis; extracellular matrix disassembly. The transcript is spliced from 6 exons. Gene Ontology annotation, molecular function: serine-type endopeptidase activity. Lineage: Eukaryota; Metazoa; Chordata; Mammalia; Artiodactyla; Cervidae. Bases 1 to 1020 code for a protein of 339 amino acids.